Aureobasidium subglaciale EXF-2481 is the source of this 1476-nucleotide messenger RNA. RefSeq lists its product as uncharacterized. The coding region runs from base 1 to 1476 and encodes 491 amino acids. Lineage: Eukaryota; Fungi; Ascomycota; Dothideomycetes; Dothideales; Saccotheciaceae. Gene Ontology annotation, cellular component: nuclear proteasome complex; proteasome regulatory particle, lid subcomplex; cytoplasm. The record is from RefSeq and is a predicted model, not a curated record. The transcript has 4 exons.
AUGUCUGAAGGCCGCCUCAAGGCAGACAGAGACUUCACCAAGGAGACCGACAAGGCCAUUCCCGAGGCUCAGGAUCUGGCAAAGAGCAAUGUGCAAGGUGCUAUCGAGAAGCUCCUCGCCCUUGAGAAGCAAACCAGACAAGCCUCCGACCUCCCAUCCACAUCCAGACUCGUUGUCGCCAUCGUCACGAUAUGCAAAGAAGCAAAGGAUUGGCCGCUACUGAAUGAGCAGGUCCAGCUCCUCUCAAAGAAGCAUGGACAGCUCAAACAGGCCAUCACCAAGAUGGUCCAGGUCACCAUGGACUUCAUCGACGACACACCCAACGUCGAGACCAAGCUGUCUUUGAUCGAGACACUCCGUACCGUUACCGAGGGAAAGAUCUUUGUCGAAGUCGAGAGAGCCAGAGUUACACGCAUCCUAUCAAACAUCAAGAAGAGCCAAGGAGACAUUACCGCCGCCACCGACAUUCUAUGCGAGCUGCAGGUUGAGACGUUCGGUUCCAUGACCCGUCGUGAAAAGACCGAAUUCAUUCUGGAGCAAGUCGCCCUCUGUAUUGAAAAGGGCGAUUGGACACAAGCCAGCAUUCUGAGCCGCAAGAUCAGUACGCGCUACUUUGCCCGUAAGCCAAAGAAGUCAGCCGAGCAGCUGGAGAAGGAGCGCAAGGAGCGCGAGGAGGAGGAAAAGAAGCGUGGUCCCGAUGAUGCCCCUGUCGAGCCCGAGGACGAUGUCACCGACUUGAAGCUGCGUUUCUACGAGCAGCAGAUUACUCUGGCCAAGCACGAUGACAAGUACCUCGACGCUUGCAAGCACUACCGUCAAGUCCUGGAUACAGAAGCUGUCGAGAACAACCCAGAGCAAUUACGAGCUGCUCUUCAACGCGUUCUCUACUUCAUCAUCCUCGCUCCUCACGACAACGAGCAAUCAGACCUCCUUCACAGAAUCCAUCGCGACACUCGCAACACACAAAUUUCAAACGACGCUGCCCUAUUGAACCUCUUCACCGUUCCCGAACUCAUGCGCUGGCCCGCCGUCGCCGAGAACUACGGUCCCCACCUCUGUGAGACCGACAUCUUUGAUGCCACCGAGAAGGCCGCCGACCCCAAGGCUCACAAGCGCUGGCAAGACUUGCGCAAGCGUGUCAUUGAGCACAAUGUCAGAGUCAUUGCAAAGUACUACACCAGAGUCCACUUCAAGCGUCUGACAGAGUUGCUCGACCUUAGCGAGGAAGAGACCGAAAAGUACAUCAGCGACCUUGUUGUCAGCAAGACCAUCUACGCCAAGAUUGACCGCCCUGCUAGACUUGUCAGCUUCGAAAAGAGACGCGACGCCGACGAGGUGCUCAACGAGUGGUCAGGCAACAUGAAGAGUCUGCUCGGCCAUCUUGAAAGAAUUGAUCAUCUCAUUACCAAGGAGGAAAUGAUGGCCAGAAUCCAACCCACAAACAAGGGCGAAAAGGCACCGAGCAAGAUUCGAUGA